CUUUAGCCCCUCGGUUUAUAAAAAUAAAAACACGUUAUUGUGUCUGGCUCUGAGGAUUUAAAACCCUGAGCUGUGUGAGGACAUGAAAACAGAGACAUCCAUGGAUGGAGAGACCUCAGAAGCCUGUGUGAAGAAAGUGGAGACGCUGGAGCUGAAUAUCUACAGCUAUGGAGACGAUCUCGACAACCCACCUGAAGGUUUCUCCGUUAAAGUGGAAGAUCCUGAUGAUAAAGACUAUCUCUACUGUGAAGUUUGCAAAUCCUUCUUACUCAACAAAUGCGAGGUUCAUGGACCACCCCUCUUCAUCCCCGAUACUCCUGUUCCCAUGGGAGUCCCUGACCGAGCCAGACAAACACUUCCUCCUGGGCUAGAAAUCCAGAAGUCCAGUAUUCCUGAUGCAGGCCUGGGAGUGUUUAAUAAGGGGGAGACUGUUCCAGUAGGUGCACACUUCGGCCCCUGCCAGGGAGAGCUGGUGAACCGAGAGGAAGCCAAGAACAGUGGAGACUCCUCAGUUGUAUGCAGGAGCAUGCAGUGUGAAGAAUACAUCGAUGCCAAAAGAGAAAUGCAUGUGAAUUGGAUGAGGUAUGUGAAUUGUGCCCGUAAUGAAGAAGAACAGAAUCUUGUGGCAUUUGAGUAUCAAGGGGGAAUUCUGUAUCGUUGCUGUCGAUCCAUUAACCCAGGACAGGAGCUCUUGGUGUGGUAUGAAGAGGAGUACGCCAAAGAACUCAGUCCUGCACCUACAGGAACAACCAGACAGCAAGAACACCAGCGCAUUCACACAGGAGAGAAACCGUAUCACUGCUCACAGUGUGGGAAGAGUUUUAUUCGUCAGCGUCAUCUCCAACAACACCAGCGCAUUCACACAGGAGAGAAGCUGUAUCACUGCUCACAGUGUGGGAAGAGUUUUACGACGCAGAGUAAUCUCCAAACACACCAGCGCAUUCACACAGGAGAGAAGCCGUAUCACUGCUCACAGUGUGGGAAGAGUUUUACUCAUCAGAGUGCUCUCCAACAACACCAGCGCAUUCACACAGGAGAGAAGCCGUAUCACUGCUCACAGUGUGGAAAGAGUUUUACUCAUCAGAAUGCUCUCCAAACACACCAGCGCAUUCACACAGGAGAGAAGCCGCAUCACUGCUCACAGUGUGGGAAGAGUUUUACUCGUCAGAGUCAUCUCCAAACACACCAGCGCAUUCAUGCAGGAGAGAAGCCGUAUCACUGCUCACAGUGUGGGAAGAGUUUUACGACGCAGAGUAAUCUCCAAGUCCACCAGCGCAUUCACACAGGAGAGAAGCCGCAUCACUGCUCACAGUGUGGGAAGAGUUUUACUAGUCAGAGUCAUCUCCAAAUACACCAGCACAUUCACACAGGAGAGAAGCCAUAUCACUGCUCACAGUGUGGGAAGAGUUUUACUCAUCAGAGUCAUCUCCAACAACACCAGCGCAUUCACACAGGAGAGAAGCCGUAUCACUGCUCACAGUGUGGGAAGAGUUUUACUCAGCAGACUGCUCUCCAAACACACCAGCGCAUUCACACAGGAGAGAAGCCGUAUCACUGCUCACAGUGUGGGAAGAGUUUUACUCAGCAGAGUGCUCUCCAAACACACCAGCUCAUUCACACAGGAGAGAAGCCGUAUCACUGCUCACAGUGUGGGAAGAGUUUCACGACGCAGAGUAAUCUCCAAGUCCACCAGCGCAUUCACACAGGAGAGAAGCCGUAUCACUGCUCACAGUGUGGGAAGAGUUUUACUAGUCAGAGUUAUCUCCAAAUACACCAGCACAUUCACACAGGAGAGAAGCCGUAUCACUGCUCACAGUGUGGGAAGAGUUUUACUCAUCAGAGUCAUCUCCAACAACACCAGCGCAUUCACACAGGAGAGAAGCCGUAUCACUGCUCACAGUGUGGGAAGAGUUUUACUCAGCAGACUGCUCUCCAAACACACCAGCGCAUUCACACAGGACAGAAGCCAUAUCACUGCUCACAGUGUGGGAAGAGUUUUACUCAGCAGACUGCUCUCCAAACACACCAGCGCAUUCACACAGGAGAGAAGCCGUAUCACUGCUCACAGUGUGGGAAGAGUUUUACGACGCAGAGUCAUCUCCAGCAACACCAGCGCAUUCACACAGGAGAGAAGCCGUAUCACUGCUCACAGUGUGGGAAGAGUUUUACUAGUCAGAGUUGUCUCCAAAUACACCAGCACAUUCACACAGGAGAGAAGCCGUAUCACUGCUCACAGUGUGGGAAGAGUUUUACUCAUCAGAGUCAUCUCCAGCAACACCAGCGCAUUCACACAGGAGAGAAGCCGUAUCACUGCUCACAGUGUGGGAAGAGUUUUACUCAGCAGACUGCUCUCCAAACACACCAGCGCAUUCACACAGGAGAGAAGCCGUAUCACUGCUCACAGUGUGGGAAGAGUUUUACUCAGCAGAGUGCUCUCCAAACACACCAGCUCAUUCACACAGGAGAGAAGCCGCAUCACUGCUCACAGUGUGGGAAGUGUUUUACUCGUCAGUAUGAUCUCCAACGACACCAGCGCAUUCACACAGGAGAGAAGCCGUAUCACUGCUCACAGUGUGGGAAGAGUUUUACUCAGCAGAGUGCUCUCCAAACACACCAGCGCAUUCACACAGGAGAGAAGCCGUAUCACUGCUCACAGUGUGGAAAGAGUUUUACUCAGCAGAGUGAUCUCCAACGACACCAGCGCAUUCAUACAGGAGAGAAGCCCUAUCACUGCUCACAGUGUGGGAAGAGUUUUACUCAGCAGAGUGCUCUCCAAACACACCAGCGCAUUCACACAGGAGAGAAGCCGUAUCACUGCUCACAGUGUGGGAAGAGUUUUACUCAGCAGAGUCUUUUCCAAAUACACCAGCGUAUUCACACAGGAUAGAAGCCGUAUCACUGCUCACAGUGUGGAAAGAUGUUUGCUUGUUUAGUUACAUUUAAGACCUUCAAGUGCACUAACUCAGAGACAUUGCAUGAUUUAAAGUUGUCAAAUUAAAUAUGGUUAUUACAGUUUUGACUGAAAAUGACCUGUACUUUGAACUUUAUUUUUCAUGUUACACUAGUCAACAAUUUUUCAGAAGUUGUCUGCUUCAGAGAUGAAAUUGGCUAUUAUGAAAUUUGGUGUGUUGAAUUAGAAGUGACAGUUAAUCAGCUGAUUGGCUAUGGUUUCCAAGAUAUUUAAGAUUUUAAAUUUUAUACUUAUGUACAUUGUGUAGAUCGUAAUGUUUCAUCUCAUUCUCUCUAGCCGCUUUAUCCUUCUACAGGGUCGCAGGCAAGCUGGAGCCUAUCCCAGCUGACUACGGGCGAAAGGCGGGGUUCACCCUGGACAAGUCGCCAGGUCAUCACAGGGCUGACACAUAGACACAGACAACCAUUCACACUCACAUUCACACCUACGCUCAAUUUAGAGUCACCAGUUAACCUAACCUGCAUGUCUUUGGACUGUGGGGGAAACCGGAGCACCCGGAGGAAACCCACGCGGGCACGGGGAGAACAUGCAAACUCCACACAGAAAGGCCCUUGCCGGCCCCGGGGCUCGAACCCAGGACCUUCUUGCUGUGAGGCGACAGCGCUAACCACUACACCACCGUGCCGCCCUAGAUCGUAAUGUUUUAAAUAUAAAUUGUAAAACUAGGUCUCUUCAUGUGUUUAUGGUCGGUUUACAUGAUAUUUCACCUGUUCUCUUUAUGUAACACUAGAAAAUCAGCAAAAAGUUUAUAUAAAUAAAAUGUAUUA
This is a messenger RNA of Neoarius graeffei (lesser salmon catfish), 3738 nucleotides long. RefSeq names its product zinc finger protein 271-like. NCBI's taxonomy places the organism in Eukaryota, Metazoa, Chordata, Actinopteri, Siluriformes, Ariidae. The record is from RefSeq and is a predicted model, not a curated record. Gene Ontology annotation, biological process: regulation of transcription by RNA polymerase II. Gene Ontology annotation, molecular function: histone methyltransferase activity; protein binding; DNA-binding transcription factor activity. The coding region runs from base 83 to 2887 and encodes 934 amino acids. The transcript has 6 exons.